AAUGUAAGUAUUAAUGCGUUCCGGUUCCUUUCCGUUUCGGUUCCGGAAAGGUAAAGGUGACGGUGAAAUUACAGGCACAUGGGUCUUGUCAGCUUGUGUCCCGAAAAGACUGGUAUGCUUCUUUGCAGUACAUGAUUGUUAUUCAAAACGUACCAUAUCGUUUAACUUAUGAUUGCAGUCUUCAAGUUUUGCAUUGCUUCGAACACGUCAACGGUAUAGGCGGCGUGACAAUCCUUGCCGAUGGUUUCUAUGGUGCAACGCGUCUAAAGGAAGAGCAUUUCGAAGACUUUCAACUCUUGACCACCUUAGAUGUGGACGCGGAAUAUCUGGAAGACGGUCACCAUCACCGUUAUGCUGCCCCUAUUAUUACAAUCGAUAAAAGAACUGAAGAUAUUGUGCAGAUAAGGUUCAAUGUAUACGAUCGGUCCGCAAUGCCUUUAGCCAAUAGCGAAGAAUGUAGGGCCUACUAUCGCUCCCUGCGGAACCUCGCUCGCUAUUACGAAGAUACUAAUAACCAAUGGCAGUUCAAAUUGCGUCCAGGAACGGUAUUGGUUAUAGACAACUUCAGAGUUCUUCACGGAAGAACCAGCUUCUCUGGUAGCAGGACAUUGGGUGGCUCCUACGUGACUCGCUCCGAUUGGCUAGACAGAGCCCGUACAUUGAAGCUUAUCAAAUAAUAAAUUACUAUUUGAAUUUCGAACAACCAGUUGCGGCAUCAUUAAAAUAUUGUUAACAUCUUCACAGAAUUCCAUCUAUUGUAGUUUCCAAGAACGAUUUGGAGUCUAUUGAUUAAAUAUUCAUCAGUUGUAUUAAUUGCUUUUUGAU
Messenger RNA from Hyposmocoma kahamanoa, 825 nucleotides. It is a transcript of the gene Tmlh, whose product is annotated as trimethyllysine dioxygenase, mitochondrial-like. NCBI's taxonomy places the organism in Eukaryota, Metazoa, Arthropoda, Insecta, Lepidoptera, Cosmopterigidae. Gene Ontology annotation, cellular component: mitochondrion. The transcript has 3 exons. The record is from RefSeq and is a predicted model, not a curated record. Gene Ontology annotation, biological process: carnitine biosynthetic process. Bases 132 to 677 code for a protein of 181 amino acids. Gene Ontology annotation, molecular function: oxidoreductase activity.